Molecule: messenger RNA, 4683 nt
Organism: Ylistrum balloti
Lineage: Eukaryota; Metazoa; Mollusca; Bivalvia; Pectinida; Pectinidae
Product: zinc finger protein 493-like
Exons: 5
Coding region: 134-3139 (1001 amino acids)
Biological process (GO): regulation of transcription by RNA polymerase II
Cellular component (GO): nucleus
Molecular function (GO): RNA polymerase II transcription regulatory region sequence-specific DNA binding; DNA-binding transcription factor activity, RNA polymerase II-specific
Source: RefSeq, a predicted model, not a curated record
AUAUUGCUGGCGCAGGUGCUCGUCAGAUAAAUGUCGAGCCUGUUGUUUUCUAAAUUGCGAGGAAAUCGCCUUUAUUUUGAUCCGGAGUGACGGCCAUCUCUUCAGGUUUUGGCUAAAGCCAUAGUCUGGGAAGAUGGCGGAUAUCUACCGGCGUGACAUCGAAGCACUGUGUGACAAGCUGAAAUUGGCAGGCGAGGAGUCCCUGAUCCUGACUGCCAAUAUUUCUGAGGACAAAGUAACCCACUUUGGUUCCAGUGUGGGUGUGCUGUAUGGCAAGGAUAUUGCCAGUAAUUUCCUAAAGUUCUGUAAGGACAACUACAGUGUAUCUGAAGUCCAAACAACAGCUGAACGUGUAACAAGAGCCAGUGUCAACCGUCCGACAACAUCUCGACGACCUAGAAGGAAGAGAAAAGUCCCAGUUACAUACCAGGACGAUUAUGAAGACAAAGAUGAUGAUGAUGACUAUGCAGAUACUUUAGAUAAUGUUGGAGGUGAUGAUGAUGAAAGAGAUGAAGAUUAUACUAUAGAUGUGACAUCAAAACCCAGUGAAACAGAGAAGGAAGGGAAAACUAAAACGCCACUAAAGAAAAUCAAACUCAAGUUAUCGUCUGUGAAAGUGGAGAAUGUAGAAGAAGUGGAGGGUUGUACAAGUGAGACAGCAGAUGACAAUGCCAAGAGUGUUGAAGAUGGCGAAGGAGAGAAUUCCUCGGGAUUUCGACGUGAUACACGCUCCACUUCAAAGGGGGACAAUUCUCACAGAUGUCCGCACUGUCAGGUCAUUUUUGAGAGUUAUGUGACUCUAGUUCGUCAUGUUAAAGAACACGCUACAAAGACUAACCAUCCAUGUGUACGUUGCAAGAAAAGUUUCACUCGAAAAAGCGAACUUGACAGACAUAUGGCAUCGCAUUCAAAAGAAAAGGGGAUCAAUUGUGACAUUUGUGCCCAGAAAUUCAAAACUAGAGACGGAAUGAUUCGGCAUAAAAAGAGAGUACAUAAAAUAAAUAUGGCAAAGAAAAUCGUGUCUGCUCCGGUUGGAAAGAUUUUGAAUGUGAAUAAAGGCGGUAAAAAAUACGGAUGUGAAUCAUGUGACGCCGCCUUUAAAACGAGAUUUAACUUGAAACGUCACAUGUUGACACACACUGACGAGCGUCCGUACAAAUGUGACAUUUGUAGUAGAGCAUUCCGUGAUUCAGAUAACCUUGCCAAACAUGUAAUGCGACACACAAACGAAAAGCCGUAUAAGUGCGACCUAUGCAUGAAGUCGUUUAAAAGUAAGGGCGGACUGAAAAUCCACGGCAUCAUUUUCCACGGAGACAAAGGACCCGGAAAAGGUAGUUUGGAAUCGUUCUACUGCAGUAUAUGUGGAAGAACAUGUGGGUCAUAUUACGCUUUAAAGAGUCACGAGAACUGUCACAAAAAUGACGUAAAGAUUUUGAAUAAGAGUAGAGAGCUAGUCGCCACUGAAGGGGAACACGAGGAUAACCAAGAAUCUGUUCGAUUGGUCGAAAAGGAAGAACCUCCUUUUGACCCAGUCCAGACGCAACCGAAGGCUGGAAGGCCCUGGUACACAUGUGAGCGGUGCGGAAAGCAGUUCACAGCUUUACGGAAUUAUCGAAUACAUGUGAAGAACCACGACAAUCACAGAGAGAGUCACGCCUGUGAAAUGUGCGGCAAAGAAUACCUUAGUCCCGUGGCACUCUAUCGCCACAGAAAGUUACACGACCGUAAAGGCACAUACAUCUGUAAGACGUGCGGACAAAGGUACAACACAAUGGAGAGUCUCAGGCGACACGCCAAGAUACACCUCCCAGAGAAACCUUAUAAGUGUGACAUAUGCCACAAGGGGUUUCUCGAACGGCGGAAUCGGGACUCGCAUUAUCUUACUCACACAAACGAGAAACCGUAUAUUUGUGACCAAUGCGGUAAGGCCUUCCGCACACAAAAACAGCUGACCAACCAUGCCGGUGUCCAUACGGGUGAAAAACCGUACAAAUGUAAUAUCUGCAAUGCCACUUUCCGUCUCAAAGAUACGCUUAGGAAUCAUAAAAUCAUCCAUAGCACUUUCAAAAAGUUCAUGUGUCAUACAUGCGGAAAAAGAUUUCACCGUCCUGUUCAUCUUCGCAAUCACCAAUCUGUUCAUGCAGAUCAUCCAGAACAUAUGUGUAAACAUUGUGGAAAAGGAUUCAAGAUGGAGUCUUCCCUAAAAACACAUAUGGUCGCCCAGCACAUGAGCGCAGAGGAACUGGCCUCGUGUACAUUCAAAACGCAUAAGUGUGAAUAUUGCGGCAAAGUGUUUCGUGAGCGCCACAACCACGAUCGUCACAUACGUAUUCACACAGGAGAGAAACCGUACUCGUGUGAGAUCUGUGGAAAGUCGUUUGCCGACAGCAGUAAUCUUCGCACGCAUGUUCGGAACCACAAGGGAGAUAAAUCUAAGGCGUGUCACAUCUGUGAAAAAUCGUUCAUGUUCUCAAAAGACUUAAAAAAGCACAUGAUGACACAUACUACUUCAUCUUCCAAGCAUACUCAUUACCCCAAUCCCGAUGUUGAUGUAGACACUACCAAUCACACUGUAACUGUACAUGUGCCAGCUCCCGACUCUAUGGUACUCAACCAUACACAGAUCCAGCAAGUCCCGCCACAUCAGCAUUCCGUUCAGUCACAGGCAGGUCUUCCCUCUCCACAUUCAAUACAGAUUGUUGAGCCACAUCCGGUUUCUCUUACAGCAGUACACCUUGUGCCUCAGACAACGCAACAUUCAACCAGUCUAUCAGUCCCCCAUGCUGUGCCUCAUUCUGCUGCUAUGAAAAUCCCACUUGCGCAGACCUUGCCUUUAUCAGCUGUGUACACCGUGCCGAAUACAUCUCACUCAUCCCACCAGACACACUCACCCGGCUCUGCGUUGUCUCCAAUCCCCAUGCACACGCAGCAUCUGCCGCAUCCACCUCCACCUCCCCACCCCACGCCACACUCUUUACCACCUCCUACGUCACACGAACAGGAGGUUUACAAUGCCGCCUACGCUUUGAACUUCGCUCAGCAUAUAGCACCUCUUCCGCCUGUCUCUGUCCCUGCAAUGGAGUCUAUGUUACACAACUCCUCCAUGGCCAGUCAGCACCAGACGUGGCACAAUAUGUAAAUCUCAGGGGUCGUAUUCAACAAUGUGCUAUUUUCCGGGAGAAUAAGUAAUGGUUACUUCAUAAGUAAGGAAGAGUAGAACAACGCCAUAAAACAAAGUUCAAUAAGGAAGUCUGUUACAACUAACGUUUGUCGUUCGUUUAGGUUAGGUAAUGUCAAACCAAUUUAAAUGGGUAGCUAAAAUAAGACUAGUAAUUUCCACACCCCUUACGUUACCUUAUGCUUCAACUUAUGAUAAAAGAGCGCAACUUGCACAUCUGAUGUUCAGAACUGGCAAACUUUGGAGUUUGCCAAGGUCGAUAAAGCUUAGUCUUCCCUGUGAAUAUAAAUUACGCACGAAAACCCUGUAGUAGUGAAUACGAUAACUAGGUUUAACGCCAUUUUUUUCUUACGUCUAUGCUUUGUAUGAAGAUGUCCAUUCGGUUACGUCCAUGCUUUGUGGGGAGAUGUUAAUUCUGUGUCAAGGCUCGGUAAUGUGUUUAGCGGGAACCAGUCUUACUUUUUAUUUCUAUUUUGCCUCCCUUGUGUCUUUGAAUUACUAAAUUACUAAGGAAGACAUCGGGAUACAGCUGAUUCCCAACCACCGUAGUUACCGGUGACAUGUCUAAACUUUUGUAGACAAUCCAGAGAUAAUAUUCUUAGUGAUUGUCUGGGUUGUUAUGAACACACAUAUAUAAUAUAUACUAUAGAUGUCUUGUUGACCAUCUAAUUGCAUUGUUGAAAUGCAUUUUUGAAUUAUGAUUAAUGCAUAGUUUUCUCAAGUAUAUCUUACUAAUGAAUGGGUUUUAAAGCAUGCUAGUCCUUCUUAGGCUUACUUAGUUGGUAGUCUUAUGUUGUCUCCUUCGGUAUCUAAUAUUCUUAUUUGAUUUUUGAGGGGUUUUUUAAUGUGUGGCAUAUCUUUUAUUGAUUUGAUUUUGUCCUUGCUAUGUUAUGAAAAUCAAGUCAACACAGGCCCUCUUUCUAGUCCCUACAUAUACAUAACAUGGUUACAACAAAUCCUCAUCAAUAACACGAGAUAAGCAUCAUACCGGAUUGUUUUAUCUGACCUAAGAAUAUUGCAAUAACAAUACAUUUCCUGAAAAACAUAUUCAAAUUGUAACUGAUCGAGUACAUGAAUGGAAUUCCUGUUUUGAUGUCAGGAAGAAAAUAUCUAGUACACUAACUUAAGUAGAUGAGGUUUAUUGCUAAGGGAGAUAAUUGUAAUGUUUAAGGCAUUAGGAUUGUAUAUCCCCAAGGAAGUUCACAUUUAAAUCGUAAUAUAAUCUCUUUCAUUAUGUUUCUCUUCGUUAUGGCUGGGCCAUAAACAGCAAUUGGAAUAAUAUAUAUAUAUAAAUACAGAGACCUGUGUUCAUGUCAAGUCAGUUGUAAAAUACUGUUCAUGCAAUGAAAUUGGUUACUUGAUGAUCAAUAUGUUAAAUUGUUUUGUUAAAUUUAGUACCUAACGAGUCAUUUUAACAUUUCCUGUGAUAACUCAUUUACUUUCAUUAGAUGAUUCGAAAUGUGUGCUUUAUUUUAAUUAGAAUUUGACAUUAUUGACGUACAAUU